Molecule: messenger RNA, 1083 nt
Organism: Batrachochytrium dendrobatidis JAM81
Lineage: Eukaryota; Fungi; Chytridiomycota; Chytridiomycetes; Rhizophydiales
Exons: 5
Coding region: 1-1083 (360 amino acids)
Source: RefSeq, a predicted model, not a curated record
AUGCCAAAGGCAAUAUCCAACAGUUUACAUCUGAAAGAACUGCAUGUAGAUAUUCCUACUGCUGCUGGGGGUGUCCUCAAAGGCAGGCUAUUCUUGGGUGAUAAACGAAAAUCAACCUGCGUUGUUUUAGCACAUCCAUAUGGUCCUCUUGGUGGAGAUAUGAAAAAUUAUAUUGUCGAGGCUCUAUUCGGCUUGUUCUCCUCAAUGGGAUAUACUACUUUGCGAUUCAACUUUAGAGGGGUUGGAGGAUCGACGGGAAGAACAUCCUUUAGAGGAUUGGGCGAGAUUGAAGACGUUGUAACUGUAUGCAAUUAUGUUUUGACAUGCACUCAUUGUCUAGAACCUCCAACAAAACUCAUUUUAUGUGGGUAUUCGUACGGAUCAGUCGCGACAGGUGCUGCUGCAAGCCAGAUUCCUCAAGUAUCGGCAGUUGUCAGCGUGUCGUAUCCCGCUGGAGUACUAUGGGCAUUGACUCUUGGACACCAAAAAAAGCAUAUUUCGGCACUUCAAUCAACCCCUGAUACCAUUCAAAAAUUCUUCAUCACUGGAUCAAAAGAUAAUUACACCUCUGAAGCCUCAUUCAUGCAAUUCGUGACUAAUAUUCCCAACCCAAAAACUGUCGUGGUCGUCCCCGAUGCUGACCAUUUUUGGGUUGAUACAGAACAUGCAUUGAUAAGCCAUUUAAAUCAAUGGGUAGUAAAGGUUUUGAGAGCCCAUUUAGGUGAGCGUGGAUCAACCAAUGAAUUAAGCAGUGGUUCUACACGUAAACUAUCUGAAAGUGCUCAGACAAGUCUUUCUGGAUCGGCUGCAUUGCAAAGUGGCUACAGUAGUGGAUCAAAAACGGUACUUUCUUCUCCGUCACGACCAGUGGCUGCAUCUCCGGAAUCAGGAAACAUCCCAUCUACUACAAAACCAAAUUCUGAUGGCACGAUAGACAGUACUCGGUCAUCCUCCUUGGCCACACCAUCAUCCGACACACCCAAACUCACUGAUACUCUUUUACCAUCGAAACGAAGUCCACUAAAAGGCCCAAGAGAAAUCUCUCCGCUUCGAACUUCUAUAGACCAACUUUCAAAAACCUAA